GACGGUCUACCCCAGUUUAUGGCUGUCAUAGGUAGCUCAUUGACAUCUUUGUCGCUCCAUGGACACAGGGAUCCGCUUGGAGACGAUUUGUGGCUUGGAUACUGUCCAAAUCUGCUCGAUUUAUCCAUCCGUGGAUAUGUGUUGGAGGCCCAGUUUGAUUUUCGCGAGUAUCGGAAGACUCACAGUGAACUUCCCUCGGUCAUCUGCAACUGGCAUGAUUGUCUGCAUCGAUUGCGUGCCCGUUUGACAUACUCUAGAGCUAUCCCUCAUGGCUACGAUCCUGCGAAUUAUGAAUCGGACCUUGAUACUCUUUUGGAAAUGCUAAAGGUGAACAAAUCUCUGGAGUAUUUGGAGGUGAUCGUCCCAGCUGAAUAUCGGGCUUACACCAGUAAGUUUGCGCAGUACGACAAGAAACCGAUCGAUAGGGCGCUGGAACUCCCAUUGGAGACGAAGUUGGCCUUUCAAAAAAUCGAACGACUUCUCCGAUGA
Phytophthora sojae is the source of this 489-nucleotide messenger RNA. RefSeq lists its product as hypothetical. The annotation marks the transcript as partial. The record is from RefSeq and is a predicted model, not a curated record. The transcript is spliced from 2 exons. NCBI's taxonomy places the organism in Eukaryota, Oomycota, Peronosporomycetes, Peronosporales, Peronosporaceae.